AUGCCCCACUCGAACCAGGCUGAAAGCUUUCCAACCCAUCACCAAGGUGACGUAGAGUUCAAGUAUCCAUACGGACAGUCUGCAUUGCAAAGAGACAAAACCCCACUGGUUAGAAUGAUUCCCUGGGGCGAGCUGAUGAGGCAAGUGGCUGUCCCUAAUCGAGCCGUCCUUUCUGUGGCUGGGCCUGAGCCAAAUCUGUCCACAUUCCUCAACGGCUUGCUCUCCACCCAUGUUGUUUCGCCUCCAACUAGUGACCUUCGCAAAGGGUUCUACUCUUUAUUUCUAAGUCCGCAGGGCCGCAUCUUCUAUGACGUUUUCUUACAUCCCCACCCACACGAAUCAACAGGAUACCUCCUUGAGUAUGACCCUCGAAUACCGAAUGCCAUGUCUCUAGAGGGUGAAACCGCCUCUAGCUUCCCUACUCUCCCAAAACUCUUGAAGCGGUACAUUCUGCGAUCCAAGACCCGUGUCGCAGACGUGAGCGACCAGUACAGGGUAUACGCGCGCUGGAACGACGACUUUAUGGCGGGCACGGCUCUAGAGCCAGAAGAGUGGAGGUGGAGUAACAGCGGCAGCGUGGAGCCUGUAUGGCGGAAUCCCAUCAUUUACGAGCAACUCCAAGAGUUAGCGUCCAAGGGUAUCACAAGAAGCUGGGAUCUUCGUGCUCCAAGGAUGGGCCAAAGAUUACUUGUACCAAAAGACGUAUCGUUACGUCUCCCCGAAGCUUCCGAGGAUGAUUACACAUUACACCGAAUAAUUAAUGGCGUCCCGGAGGGUGCGGUCGACAUGGCCGGUGGCCUUCCAAUGGAGAGAAAUGCAGAUAUGAUGGGAGGAGGUCAGGUGUUAUGUGGUCAAGAGUUAACGGUCCGAACGUAUCAUACCGGUCUCAUCCGGAAACGCGUGGUCCCGGUGAGGCUCAAUCCCAAAGCCAGAGACGGACCGUCCAUCUCACCACCACCCUCGGGUCUUGGUAUCGUGCCAGCUUCUCCUGCGUCAUUAUCAUCUUCACCAUCUUCAAGACCACGUUCUCGUGGAAAAGGCACUCUUCUUUCCACGAUUCGUACGCCUUCAUCAGAACAGCAUUCGAUGGGACUGGCAUUGAUUCGGCUGGAGCAUCUAGAAGCAGUAGAGAAGGGCCAGACCACUUUGAAAACGCAGGAUUCAUCAAAUGAUGAUGUUGGUGUAUGGGCGGUCCUACCCCAAAGACCAGAUUGGUGGCCUGUACGCGAACAACAGUAG
Messenger RNA from Cantharellus anzutake, 1239 nucleotides. RefSeq lists its product as uncharacterized. The coding region runs from base 1 to 1239 and encodes 412 amino acids. The transcript is spliced from 6 exons. Gene Ontology annotation, molecular function: protein binding. Gene Ontology annotation, cellular component: mitochondrial matrix. The record is from RefSeq and is a predicted model, not a curated record. Lineage: Eukaryota; Fungi; Basidiomycota; Agaricomycetes; Cantharellales; Hydnaceae.